This is a messenger RNA of Eurytemora carolleeae, 6900 nucleotides long. RefSeq lists its product as uncharacterized. The transcript has 40 exons. Bases 161 to 6331 code for a protein of 2056 amino acids. NCBI's taxonomy places the organism in Eukaryota, Metazoa, Arthropoda, Copepoda, Calanoida, Temoridae. The record is from RefSeq and is a predicted model, not a curated record.
AGUUGCUGGGAUCAAUAAUGAUUUGGAUGGAAUUUCUACUCAAGCAGAAAAACCAACUGUUGAGGAUGAAAAGAGUUUUGAAGUAAACAAAAUUGAAGAGAUCGAGAAACUUCUUGAAGAGCACACUGAGUCUUCUUUCAAUAUUGGUUUCGUUCCCAACAUGAUGCAAGCAACGAUCGAGAAACUACUGAAAAUGAAGAAAAAAGACCCACUCAACACUGUUAGAUCCAAAGGAGAGUUUGGGGUAAAAAGUAACACUGAUAAACUAGUGGUCCCUGAGGAACACCAGAACCCACUCCUCCGUCAACUCCAGAGCAAAGUCAAUGAGAAAAUAAAGAAUUUGAAUCCUCCAAACAAGAAACAAAAUUACUUUCUCACAAAAAACCUGAAAUCAUCCAAAAAUGACAUAAUAACUGGUUUAAACACGCCGUCAAAUAAACUAAAAACCAAAAAUAUUUCAAAUUUGGAUUUACCUGAAGAAGUAAGUGAUGAUUAUCUUGAAGUGAAUACCGAAGAUACUCUUGAUGAGGAUGCAGAGAUUUUAGAAAAUGACGAAGAGGAUGCUUACGGAGGUCACUUUGCAGUGGAGAACAUGUCACAGAAAAAGUCUGAAAAAUUUGUAGUUGUUCCCUUUAACCCUCUAGAUCCUUUAGAUAAAAGUGUUCCAGAGUUCCCUCCAGGAGACAGUUUCCAUGGUUCUCCACCCAGGGAACAUCAGGAUCUGUUCCGAAGACCACUAGGAACGGAUAAUGAUGGAACGUUUAAACAUUUACUGAACGUUCCAGAAGGAACUUUAAAACCUGAAUCUUUAGAAAUAGAUUUACCCGACCAGCAUCAAAAUCCAUUAUUGUCCCUGUUGAACCCAAACAAAAAGGAUUCACAAGAUAAGGAUAAUCUGUCUCUUCCAGAUUAUAAACAGAACCCUCUUCUUAGACAGAUAUCAAGUUCUCCCCAGAACUACGAGGCUGAUUUCUUAACUCUACCUGCCAAGGAUCAAAUGGAGGUUGUUCAACUCUUUGUAGAGGCUGGUGACGAAGACACUGUGGAUAUAUUCAUGGAUCUCAUGCAUUCAAGCAUGUCUGAGGACCUAGUUCUGGCUCCUGAAAACUCCAAGGACCCUUUGUUAAACCUCUCCGUUGAACCUAAACCUGACAGGUUUUCAGGUUCAGCUCCAUCACUCAAACAGAAUCCACUCUUCAGAUUACUUAACCCUCAUCCUUAUAAUAUUAGGUCUGGAGAAUUAUCUGUUCCUGAUUAUAAACAGGAUCCUCUCCUUAGAUCCUUGAUGAAAAGCCCUGAGAGAUUUCAGGAAAAUUUCCUUCAACUCCCUAGACCGGAUCAAACAAAUCUACUCAAAAUAAUCAAGGCCAACUUUGAUGAUUUUGAUGUUGAUGGUCUAAUUCCUCCAUCUAUAAAACAGGAUCCUCUACUUGGUAAACUAGUGUCAGGAAUAAGUUCAACCUAUUCUGGUCUCAUAGUCCCUUCUAACAAACAAAAUCCGCUACUCAGAAUACUUAAACCAGGAGAUGGAGGUGAAGUAUUGAACCUGUCUGCACCAGACUAUAGUCAGGAUCCUCUUCUUCGUCAGCUAGCUGCGCAUCCUCAGCAGUUCAAGGAUGAUUUCCUUGAACUCCCACGUGAGCACCAGCUGCCUCUGUUGAGAAUAUUAAAAGCUAAUUAUGGAGAUGAUCUAAUCCAGGAUUUACUAACACCACCUCCCUCCUCACAUUCUAAGGCCCAUGAAACUGAGGAUGUUGAGCUGAUUCAAGGAUUUUCUGAUUCAAACCAAAACCUGGAACAAAGUGAGAAUCUUGAUAUUCCUACAACUCCUGCAACCCAACAGAAUAAUCCGCCUUUAUCCAGUCUAGAUUCUUCCCCUGACGAUACGAACUCCAGGUCUGCACCAAACAUAAAUCAAAACCCAUUGCUCCGACCCCUAAACCCAACUAGGGAUGAAUCAGACUCUCUCUCUGUUCCAAACUACAAGCAGAACCCAUUGCUCCGACCCCUAAACCCAACUAUGGAUGAAUCAGACUCUCUCUCCGCUCCAAACUACAAGCAGAACCCAUUGCUCCGACCCCUAAACCCAACUAUGGAUGAAUCAGACUCUCUCUCCGCUCCAAACUACAAGCAGAACCCUUUGCUCCGACCCCUAAACCCAACCAAGGAUGAAUCAGACUCCUUGUCUGUUCCUAAAUACAAACAAAACCCAUUUCUCAGACCCCUCAAAACCUCCAAAGAUGAAUCAGACUCCUUGUCAACCCCUAAGUACAAACAAGAUCCUUUUCUCCGAAGCUUAACUCCCAAAGAAGAUAAACCUAAAGGUUUAGAAGCUCCCAAAUACAAACAGAACCCUCUCCUUCGAAGACUGAAACCUACCAAAGAUGUAUUUAGACAAAGUCCUCCGGUAAACUUUAGGGGUGUUAAAGUGGGUCAAGAUGAGGUGAAAUUAAGUUUACCAAAUCCUAGUCAAAAUCCUCUUCUUAGUAAACUUAGGAAAAAUCAGGAAAUAAAGAGCAAAGACGACCUAAACCUACCAAACAGAAAACAGAAUCCACUGCUACGCCAGCUGAAGUUUACAAAUGAUUCGGAGUUUAAUGCUAAUAUUAAUCCACCGGAGGAGGUUAUCAAUGAUGAACAAACUGUAUUCAAUGGGCACGGAAAAUCUGCUAAACUUAUUUUGGAAACUGAAGAUAACUUGAGUUCACUUUCCUUUAGUGAGCUCUUCAAUAUUCCCACACAAACUACUCAGGAGAAGCUAGCGAUGAUGAUGAAAAAACUAAAAUCAUUAAAUAUCCCUGAACAAGAAAUCAAAAGUUUUGACCAGCUCAUUCAAUCAAUGAUAGAAAAGGAUGAUGAUGUGGUGAAGGACGAGCUUGAGGCUAACCUAGUCCUUGUGGACACCAUGGUUGACAAGUUUAUCAAGGAGAAUAAAUCCCGGGCACAGAAAAGUUUUAUGGAGCGUAAAAAGAAAACCAAUCCAGUGGUCACAGAAAAUGCAAAGAUUUUAGAAAACAUCUCUAAAAACAACCUGAAGCCAACCCCUCUGACUGAACCAGCCUCCCCCAGCCUAGGUUCAACUGAAGGUUCAGUUUCCUCAACUGAUGGUUCAGAGGCGUCAACAUCAGAGGAAUCUGAUCUUGCUUUUGGAUUCCGUCCAUUGCCUGGUACAGAGGCAGUUAAUGAGGAGCUAAAUCUUGAUCUUCCGAAUGAUGGACCUAAAAAUAUCAAUGAGGAUUUUGAUUUUGAUCUUCCUAAAAGUAGACCUGAAGAUACCACUGAGGAUUUUGAUUUUGAUCUUCCUAAAAGUAGACCUGAAGAUACCACUGAGGAUUUUGAUUUUGAUCUUCCUAAAAGUAGACCUGAAGAUACCAAUGAGGACUUUGAUUUUGAUCUUCCUAAAAGUAGACCUGAAGAUACCAAUGAGGACAUUGAUUUUGAUCUUCCUAAGAGUAUUUCUGAAGAUACCAAUGAGGACUUUGAUUUUGAUUUUCCUAAGAGUAGACCUGAGAACACCAGGGAGAAUAUAAAUCUGAAUCUACCUAGAUCAAAACCGUCUGAUUUUACAGAAAACGUAGAUUUUGAACCUCCACAAUAUAAACAGGAUCCACUGUUAAGGAGUUUGAAAGGGAAAGACAAAGGAACUGAUGGAAACCUUCAAGUUCCAAAAAAUAAUCCAAGAAAGGAAAAAAAUCAGAACUUAGAUGGCAUCAUAAACCAACUCUUUUCCACAGAAGACAUGACUGAAAUCAAAAGUAUGCUUAGUAAGAUGAUGGAGACUAGUGUUGAGACAACAGCAGAAACUCUGGCCAACUUGUUUCAGUACAAAGAAUCUGGAGAAAGAGAAGAUACUGAAGAAGAGAUUGCUGAAAUGAUCACUACAGACCCUGCAGCUGUUUCUGAGGCUUUCGCCAAAUUGAUCAGUGAGAAGAGCAGAUCUAUAAAAGAAUCAACCUCUGAUGAACCUGAAUUGACAGCCAGACCUACCACUGAACCUGUAACAGAAACUCCACAGAAGAAACCAGAUAAAAGUUUUCUUGAAGCGCCAUUUCUAGAACUAAACAAGUUUGAAUCUGUAAAGGAAGAAACUGAAAAAGGUAUAUUCACACCAGAAGUUCCAUUGAGAUAUGAAGAUCCUCCCAAAGCUGCACAAGGAAAGCUUCUAAGAUUUUGGAAAAAUGAUGAAAACCAUGAAGGCAAUGGACACAAUAAAAACCAUCAUGACGACUCCUCUGCUACAGAAGUUACCACAGAACUUGCAGAUGAUGAACUUGAAGAACUGAAAUUUGAAGAGGAGUUUGAUCUUCCAGACAGUAUGAUGAGAAAUAUGCUAGAGCUCCUGGAAUCCGGAGAUAUUACAAAGGAAGAUGUUAUCGAAAGAUUAAUCAAUGGUGGUUUCCUCCCAGUUCAAGUUACAGAGUUAGGAAAGAUUCCAAUAUCUAUUGGAGUAACAACAGGUAGAACUCCUUCUGAAUCAACUCGAUCUAAAGCCAUGAUGAAAAGUGAACUGAGAAAGCAGAAGAAAGAAAGAGAAGAGUUAAGCGAGGAAAGGAUACGAGAACUAUCACAGGAAAAGAAAACUUUGCCUUUUGACGAACUCAGAAAUAGGUUUCGGAACCCAAAUAAGAAACCAGUCUUCACCGAGAUAGAUUCAUCAGAUCCAGAUUUUGAUUUCGAAAGGUUUCCUGUUAAACCCCAAGGAUUCAGUGAUUAUGAGGAUUUUGGAUUCAGUAAAACAGCAUCUUUAGCACCACUCAGAAGUCCGCUUACCAGAGGGUAUACAUCUAACACUGUCAAAGAACAAACAAUGCUAUUUAAUGAGGGGAAAAUGACGAAUAAGGAUUCCCAACACAUGACUGAUAACAUGAAAUCUAUCUCCCAAACUGUAGAAAAUCAAACCAUGGAAAUUACAACAGACUUCACUCUGUUCUACAAUGACCGGAUGCCCGUGAAGUCCCCCUCCUAUAUGUCGAUGUCCAUCGGUAAUCAUGCCUCCUCAUCUUCUAACCCGUCUCUAGAUACAUCCCCUCAUUUAACCCCUGGCACAUUCCCAGGAGCUGAACAAGAUGAUGAUAGUUUUGUUUUCCCUGAAACCUCCCUGGAAUCCAUCCCUGCAUUUGAUCCGAGAUUAGGAGAGAAAACUGAGAGUUUGAAGAUGAGUUCUCAAGGUUCAACUAGUCCUGGAUAUAAGGACGUAUUCAACUUUUCCUUACCAGAAGAACCUAGAUUCCCUGGCUCUAUUGAAAGUAUUGUGAAUGAAGACCCGUUCCAGUACAACUUCCAAACAUUAAACACCAGCUCUUCUGAGUUUAAUCCCGAGGAAGGGUUCGGACUGAAGUAUCUUCCUCCCAGGUUGGAUCCUACCCCUACUCCAGGAUACCAUCCGUCCCACCAGUAUAUACGAUAUGGUAAUCAACCAGAAAACACCCAAUCCAAGGUUCCUCUUGAGUUUGCUGAGGUUGUAUCUGCAAGAACUGCUGAAAGAACUCCUACACAAGAACCAGAGUUUAAUAACCCCGGUCAGGAAAGAUAUAAAUUUGCCAAGAUAGCAUACACUAAGUAUGGUUCUAAUCAUGAACCUGUUGACACUAGACAGAAUGCUCCUACAGCUAAACCUGUAAUAUCCAGCUAUCCGUCUACACCACAUCCUUCACAAUCUCGCUCUGUUUACGGGGAUAAAUUACAGCCAGUUAUUGAGUUUGAUUCUGCUCCUCCACAUCCUGACCAUCCUCCUCAACCUUCCCCUCAUCAUGAGGGUCCUCAGGUUCAUCAGUUGGAUCCGUAUCCUCCCCCACCCCCUCUUCAUCAUAAGGACCCUCAACAAUUUGAAUCGUAUCCUCCAUAUUCUUCUCAGAAGUACAACUACAUCAAAUCAUUGCCAACUAUAUCUUCUCCGCCAUUAAACCGGUAUGGAUCAGAUUGGAGAUAUGAUCAUGAUCCUAACUCUGGAUAUCAAACCAAACAAUCAUAUUCUCCACAGUAUUAUCAUCAGGAACAAGAUUAUCAAUACUAUCCUCAGUCCUCCUAUCCUAAUCCACAAUCCCAUUAUCCUCCAUCACAGUACUCCCAACCCUCAUAUGCUGGAUAUCCGUCCUACGGAGAGGAAUAUGUUGAAGCAUAUUUAGUUCCUCAUGUUCCCUAUUCAUCAGACAACAGUUUCAGACAGUAUAGGAUGAUACCCGACCUGCCUGAUCCAACAACUAAGAAACCCUUUGCUUAUGAACCUCCCCCACUUCCUUCAAUUACAGGUCAUCAUUCUGUAGAUCAAACAAUAGAAGAUAUUCACACAGCAUUUAUAAACGGGGAUCCAUACAGUAGUAGAGAAGCAUAGAGCAGGAUUCUGUAAAGUUUGAUUAACAGAGGUUGCAAUCUUAGACGCAACCAGGGAAGGGGGGACUCCCCCCCCUGGUUGCUAUAAAAAUAAGACAAUCAAUCUAUCCAAUUUUUAUCCAUUUUAUAACAUUUUUAUGUUCCAUAGUUUACUGUUUAAUGGACCCCAAUUCAAAGCGAACAUACGCAAGUACAAUCGGGAUAACAUUGUGUAAGUGGAUGUUUCAUUGUAUGCAUUAAAUGAUAAAUCUUUUAUUACGUGUAAGUUGUAACCCUACCUUUAUAAUGCAUAAUCAGAUAAUCUAUCUCACUAAUCAAUUUUUUUAUUGGAUACCUUUUACUUAUAUUAGAAUCUUCAAAUACGCCAAAACUUAAAUCAAAAUCCUAGAAGCCAACGAACUUUAUACCAAAAAUAAUAAAUCUCUUUUUUAGUCCAUCACUAUAGUUAUCAGGCAUAUUGUUUACUACAAAAAAUCUUCUUUUAAUGGCAUUAGUUGAAACAUUUCUUUAGUAUUAAGCAUCCGUGCCAUUUUAAUGUGCAAUGUAUUGUUUUCUUUAUUUUGUAACCUG